CACAUUUUUGUCUAGUAAACUGUAGCUAACGCUUUACCCCGCAUAUGUCUGCUCGGAAAACAGCUUCAUCUACCAAAAAUAAAUAGUUCCGUUAAUUUAAGAAUAUCCCCGAUGAUAUGGGUUUAGCCUACUAAGCAUCUGCGUGGCGCGUGAGAGUGGCUGGUGAGCUGCCUCUCCGAAUUAUCUGAAGUUCUUCAAACAAGUAAGAGAUAUAAUGCUUCUUCAACGAGACGAGCUUCAAUGAAACAAUGAUUUCGUUCAUCAGUGGUAGGUGGUGGAGAUGGAAGUUCCAGAAUACUCUCGCAGUUUUCCUGCUGCUGAUCUGCUUUUUGAUCUCAGUAGCACAGAGCUGCCAGAGUAGCGUCAACUGCACUGUGGUGCUCACCGACUCCCAGGGGUCUUUUACCUCCCCCUGCUACCCCAAUGACUACCCAUCCAGUCAGGCCUGCAAGUGGACCAUACAGGCCCCAACUGGCUUUAUAGUGCAGAUCACCUUCCUAGAUUUUGAGCUUGAGGAAGCACACGGCUGCAUCUAUGACCACAUCAUCAUCAGCACUGGCACGAGUGAUGCCAAAUUUUGUGGCUUAACACCCAAUGGACUAACUCUCAACUCCAGUGACAAUGUGAUGGAGGUUUCCUUUAACUCAGACUUUAGUAUCCAAAAGAAAGGCUUCAAUAUCAGUUACAAGCAAGUGGCAGUGCAACUGAGGAACCAGAAGGUCACAAUACCAAAAAGCAGCAAGAAUGCAGUGAGAGUGUCCAAUUCAGUCUCCAUUCCUGUUCUCACUGCAUUCACUGUGUGCUUUGAGAUCGCCCGCACAGCCCAGAAGAGCACAGAGACCAUCUUUACCUUGUCUGAUGCCUCUGUGACAUCCAUUUUGGCAUUUGAGAAGACCGUGAGAGGUAUGGAACUGUUCAUCGACGGUUCCAAUUGCUCUGUAAAUGACCUGCUCACCAGCUCAGACAUCACAUCCAGCAUGACACCCAUGUGCCUCACCUGGACCAAGUCUACUGGCCUUGUGGCAGUGUACUUUGGAGGCCGAUAUCGAGCCAAAACCUGCGCAACCUCUCAGGUUUACACCUUGCGGAGUGGGGGAGUCCUCCAGCUUGCAGGAAAAGGGUCAAGCUCGGUCAGUGUGGAUGAUCAGAAUUUGGAUGGCUUCAUAUACAAUUUCCGAUUAUGGGAUUAUGCCAUGCCCUACUCCGAGCUGUCUGCCCUCCCCUGUGAUGUUCAGGGAAACAUCAUCGACUGGGAACAGCGCUACUGGACUAUCCCAGGCAGUUACACACAGACCGACAGCACACUCAGCUGCAGCACUGCCUUAGCAACUCUUUCCCCGGGAACCAUGGGUUGUGCUUCCCCUGGACUUGGCUGCCCAGAGGAUAUUUUUUACAGAGUAUCCCUUGUGGUAACUGAUGUACAAGCAAACACCCCAGACAGAGAUGCUAAGAAGAUGAUAUCUCAAUGGCUCAAUCAAACAUUUCAAAACUGGACCUACAGAGUUUAUGUUGAAGGUGUCAGGAUCUUGCUUCUCAGACAAACCUACAUAGCCCUGCUGGUGUAUAAGAAUACCACUGAUGCAAGUCUGGCAGAAGUAGAGAUUGAGAACAAACUGAGAAGUGCCCCAGCAAUUGGAAAUGGCUUGAUAUUGGACAGUGUGACUGUGAAAUUAAUGGAAAACUGUCAGGCAGAGGAGUUCCCAUUCCAUUACAGAUGGUCACAGAGCAGACCCACAGUUACCCAGUAUGUCCCCUGUUUCCCUUACAAAGAACAAAACGCAUCCAGGACUUGCAUGAUUAACCAGUAUAAUUAUACAUCAUAUUGGACCCUGCCAGACCGUGGAAACUGCACUAAUAUAACAAACAUUUUAGUUUCACAAGAGAAUGCAAUGGAAGUGGCCGUGCAGCUCGCUGACAUCACUAAUAAUGAGCUCUCUAAGGAGGAGGUGACAGAGAUUCUCAUCAAGUUGAAGGAGCUUGUGAACAUAGCCAAAAUCAACGCCACCCUGGCCAGCACUGUGGUCACUAUCAUCUCCAACGUCAUGAGCAGCUCAGAGGCCGCUCAAAAGGAUGCCUCAGAGACAGCUCUCAGAGCAGUGGAUGAAUUGGUGCAGAAGAUUGAGUUUGAUGGACCCUCACUAGCCAUCAAAUCCAAAUAUCUGGCUGUUGGAGUUUCUGCUCUAAACAUCAGCAAUUUUAAUGGGACAACUUUUAGUGCUUUUAUAGCCACAAACCAGACGGACCCUCAGAUCGAUUUUGAGUCAGAAGCCCAGAAUGCUUUGGCUGUGGUCACUUUACCUCCAACACUACUGCACAACUUGAGUAAUUCGCAAUUAGAAAGAGUUUCCAGAAUAAACUUCCUGUUCUUUAGCAAGACAGGACUCUUUCAGGCUUGGAAAAGCAAUGGCAUGUCCUUGAACAGCUAUGUGGUGGCUAGCAGUGUUGGUAACUUCACAAUCAAAAACCUGCAGGAUCCCGUCAAAAUAGAGAUUUCCCAUCUGGAGUACCAGAAAAAUCCGAAGCGUCUUUGUGUGUUUUGGGAUUUCACCCUUCAAAGUGAAGGUCGCAUAGGGGGCUGGAACAGUGAGGGCUGCGAGGUCAGUUCGGAGUCCAACAGCAACAGGACCAUUUGCUUUUGUAAUCACCUCACACACUUUGGCAUUCUAAUGGACAUUUCUGGAGCUUCUGCACAGAUAGAUGAGAAGAACAACAGGGUUCUCACCUUCAUUACCUACAUCGGCUGUGGCAUCUCAGCCAUUUGUUCCGCAGCAACACUGCUCACAUACAUCGCUUUUGAGAAGCUGCGGCGAGACUAUCCCUCCAAGAUUCUGAUGAAUCUCAGCACGUCACUGCUCUUCCUCAACAUGGUGUUUCUUCUGGAUGGCUGGUUGGCCUCGUACAACAUUGAGGGAUUGUGUGUGACAGUGGCUGUUUUUCUGCACUUUUUCCUUCUCACUUCCUUCACCUGGAUGGGUUUAGAGUCCAUCCAUAUGUACAUUGCCCUGGUCAAGGUAUUCAACACCUACAUACGGCGAUACAUCCUAAAGUUUUGUCUCGUGGGAUGGGGUGUACCUGCUUCAAUUGUUGGCCUAGUGUUGGCUGUGGACAAAAAUUCUUAUGGAAAAAACUAUUAUGGAAAAGGAGAGAAUGGACAGGGCACAGAAUUCUGCUGGAUUCGUAGUCCGGUUGUAUUCUACGUGACGUGCGUGGGCUACUUUUCCAUGAUCUUCCUAAUGAAUGUUGCCAUGUUCAUCGUGGUCAUGAUGCAGAUCUGUGGCCGUAACGGCAAGCGUAGCAACCGAACAGUUAAAGAGGAGAUGUUACGUAACCUGCGCAGUGUGGUCAGCCUGACUUUCUUGCUGGGCAUGACCUGGGGCUUUGCUUUUUUUGCCUGGGGUCCAGUCAGCUUGGCCUUCAUGUACCUCUUCUCCAUUUUCAACUCCCUACAGGGAUUAUUCAUAUUUGUGUUCCACUGUGCCCUGAAAGAAAAUGUACAGAAGCAAUGGAGGAGAUAUUUGUGCUGUGGAAAGUUCCGCUUGGCAGAUAACUCGGACUGGAGUAAGACUGCCACUAAUAAUACCAAGAAAGUGAGUUCCGAUAACCUGGGAAAAUCCCUCUCCUCCAGUUCCUUUGGCUCUACUACGGCCAACUGGACGUCUAAAGCCAAAGCCACACUAAAUCCCUUUGCCAGGCACAGUAAUGCAGGUAAAGGUUUCUCCAGUCAGAGCAGUCCCAAAUGCAGCCCUUCUGAUGUAGAGGCUUCCUCGUCCAUUCUCCCCGUCCACCAGGUCCUGGACAAGGUAAAAGGCUACUGCUCCGUACGCUCGGACAACUUCUACAAAAACAUUAUCAUGUCAGACAGCUUUAGCAACAGCACUAAAUUCUAGUGAGAGGAGGCUGAGAAGAAGCCCUGUUCUUUCCCACACACUUACCUUAUGUGUAAAAGACUAUGCUACAUAUUGAGUUAACCUUCCAAGCCCUUCCACCCUCCACGACUGGAGUAGAGAAACGCAUAACCUUGUAGAGAGAGCAAGCUCUGAAAGGGUGGAAUUGACAUACUGUGAUAUUCAUCUUAUAGUGACUAUGUGAUCUGUAAAUAUUCAUAAUAUAUUUUACUAUUUGUGUUUUAUUUUUAAUUUCGGUUUUGCAUACUCUUUUUGCACAUUACUUUUGUUUUUUGUUUUUGUAUAUAUAAAUGCAUAAAUGCUUGCAAUGGCAGAAAAAAAUGGGACCAUUUCACAACCAAAGACUGACUGACAAACAUGAGGAGUA
Carassius carassius (crucian carp) is the source of this 4272-nucleotide messenger RNA. Its product is annotated as adhesion G-protein coupled receptor G6-like. Gene Ontology annotation, biological process: myelination in peripheral nervous system; heart trabecula formation; cell surface receptor signaling pathway. Lineage: Eukaryota; Metazoa; Chordata; Actinopteri; Cypriniformes; Cyprinidae. The transcript is spliced from 23 exons. The record is from RefSeq and is a predicted model, not a curated record. Gene Ontology annotation, cellular component: membrane. The coding region runs from base 249 to 3887 and encodes 1212 amino acids. Gene Ontology annotation, molecular function: laminin binding; G protein-coupled receptor activity.